UGCGCAGAUGGUGGCGAAAGCGGAAGAGCGGCGUUGCUUUGCGGAGGGAAACGGCAGUGGGUGCAGACAUGCGAGCGCGACGCUUCGGUGCACUGCGCUUCUUCGGCGGCUUCGUGUGCGGGGCCGCCGCUGCUACCGCUUCGUGCGUCGCUUCCAUGCGGGUCUUCGGGCGGCACGUACCGGAUCCAGAGCCCCAUCCAGAUGAUGUACCCCAGAAAGACAUGGGUCGAUACGGCUUCCCUGUGACAGGAGCCGAAAUGCGGUCAUAUGCGAACCAUGUCUUGUCAUACGACCAGGUGAAAAAGACACCAAGAUGGGUGGCAGAGCACCUGUCAAAUGCUAAACUGCAAGGCAGCGCUGAGAGGAAGCACUGUAAGUUCAGGCCAGACCCUGGCGUGACAGAACUCUUCACGGCACACAAUGAGGACUACUUAGGGAGCGGCUGGUCCAGGGGUCACAUGGCACCGGCUGGAGACAACAAAUUCUCUGAGCAAGCAAUGGCUGAAACCUUUUACCUUUCAAAUAUAGUGCCUCAGAAUUAUGGGAAUAAUGCUGGUUUCUGGAACAGGCUUGAAAUGUACUGCAGGAACCUAACGGAAAAAUUUGAAGAUGUCUGGGUUAUUUCAGGACCACUGAUGAUGCCAGAAGUGGGGGCUGAUGGGAAAAAAACAAUCUCGUACAAGCUAAUCGGUAAACACGAUGUGGCUGUCCCCACCCACCUCUACAAAAUCGUCCUGGCCCAGAGGUCAUUGUCAGCACCAACUCUGGCUCUGGGGGCAUUCGUCGUCCCAAACCAGCCUAUCGGGUACGACCACCCUCUGACUGAGUUCCAGGUGAGCCUCGUGGACUUGGAGAAGUUGACCGGGCUCAGGUUCUUCCCCAAGGUGGACCCGGCGGGUCUCCAGAACCUAUGCGAGCUGGACACCUGCAAGCUCCUGGACUUCAAGGAGUUCACGCUGUACAUAACGGGCCGCAAGGUGAAGGGCGCCAACACCACGGCGAAGCUGGAGAAGUCCAUGUCAGACAUAAAGAAUUUGGGCAUCACCCCGGACGACUAUCUGCUCAAGCUCUACCAGCAGAAAAGGGAGGAGCUUCAGGCCAAGGAAGCUGCUCAAGGCAGAAAGCCAUAAUCUGGAGAGAAUUUGAUCAUCCCAUGUCCACUGUGGUACACAACUGAAGAUCUUAAUGUUUGAGACUAGCGAUGUGUGCCUGUUUUGAGGUUUAAAAUCAUUCUGAAGUUUUUGCUUUAGGGCUGGAGGCUGAUUUGGUGACUCAGUGGUUUGCGCUGUAGCCUCACAAAUUUUGUUUGUUAGUUACUUUAUAUUGCAGACGUUGAUCUCAAAAGUAACGUACAAGUGGGAGAAGCUCAGAUAUCAGGUUCAGCCAGCAUCUAGUGAGCUUUAAGGCCUUUGCUCAAAUACCCUUACAGUGAUAGUUACUCUGCCUGCCAUGGGGUUUGAACCCAUGACCAUCUAGACAUGGGAUCAGAUCCCUAAUAUGCUGAGUUUUGGAAUUUGAAUGUCUCCUUUGAGUACUCCUGUUUACUCCCUUUGUCCAAAAGCAUAGGGUUAGGGGAAUGGUAAUACUAAGCGUCUUAUAGCCAGUACUUCUUUGCUUGGCCUACAGUGAACUGGUGUCCUGGUCAGGCUGUCCACUGCCUUGAAUCCUCUGGUUUUUGGGAUAGGCUUCUGGCUAACCCUGACCAUAUGCUGGAAGGAACGUGUAUGAAAUAACAUCUAUUAAUUUCUGCCAUGUCCAUCAUACGGUUAUUUAAACAUAACCUCUUUCCACCACACUUCUAAAUUACGGUUUUAAUUUCUAAAUUUCUCAACAUUAUGUGGGGAAAUGUAAUAAUGUAGCUGUAUUUUUAAAAAUGGUUUCUGUCUCUUACACUGAAAAUGCAAUUCUGUAACAAUUCAAAAAAAAGUUACAAACCUGCCCCUAAGUAGGCAUAUCAGUUUAUUUUUAUGUAUUUUUUCGCUUCAUCAAUCUUUUCCAAAAAAAAUAAUAAAAGCCAAUUGUUUUCCCUAUAUCAAUCCAGUUAAUUUAUGUGAACUCCCAGUAAAUCCAAUAAUAGAAUAUUUUGUCUAAAUGUCAAGAGUGGAAGCAAUUAAUUUUUUUUUUUUAACUCUUGAAUGGUACUGUUUACAUAUUUAAAUUGAGUUAAAGCCAAGAAAACUGUGAGCAAGCAGCCUCAAAUGACAUACUGCUAUUGAAGAUUAACAUCAGUUAAUCUGAGCACGGAUUGGCUUUUCAUAACUACUAGAUAGUUAUAUUUUUCAGAGUAUGAAUUGUUAUGAAUCACACUGCACUCAAAUGAUUGUGAUAAAUCUAUCAUUCGGAAUAUUUCAUGAAGUAAAACCACUAUGGAGUGUAAAAAAUCAAGGUCUUCAGUUGUCGCUUUUAGUUAUAAAAUUAUCACCAUCCUCAUCAUCAUCGUCAUCAUUAUUUUUAUACCCCUGAUGAGCAUAGUGGUGGCAGAACAGACAAGAGGUCACGACAAUCCUCUUUCCAAAGCCUAUUUUGGGAAAUACCUGAAUACUCCUCUAGUCUGUGCUGGGUCUGCAACAAGGUCUCCACCCAGUAGGAUGUGCCCAGGACAGCCCAGACGAAGGAUUAUCACGGGGUACCACAACCAUAUCAGUUAUCUGUUGAUCCAAUGGAACAGUAAUUCUAUUUUGAGGUCCUUUCAAAUGUAUAAACUCCUUCCUUUGUCACAGAUAUUGAUCCUGGCAAUGCUUGGACUUUCUGUAGGAAUCUUUGACUGUGAUACCUGUUGCUUUAAGCCAUGUAUGUUGCACAUAUCCUCUUCAUUUUCUAAAGAAGUUAAGCUUGAUAAUAAUAGUUGCACAAUAACCUCAUGAGGAGGCUUUUACCAUGGGUUUUAAAGAUCAAGCUCAUGACUUAAAAGGUCAUGAUCCCCAUUGAAAGUUUCCUGUAUUUUGGCGAAGCAAGCAGUUCCUUGAGUCUCAAUGACUUAGUAACUCAGGAUAUUCUAUUGCGGUCACCCUGGAUCGGUGCCAAAAAUGAAGUACCAGGGAAAGUAUUCAGGACGUAUUCUAAGAUGUCGGAGCUGGCAGUCUGAAGUUGUCAAACUAGCCACUCGUUUCUCACGUUCUGAGAUAAAAGCUGAAGGUCUCCUCUUUAAUGGAGAGUUAACCCUUUACAAGGCAGGCCUUGAAAGUGUUGGCAGAAGCUCUUGACAGCAAGUUUUGGACGAGUAUGGCUGUGGCGAGUGACCGUUUAUUUUGUUACUUUCUUGAUGCAGUUGAAGUUCAUUUGAGAGUAUUUGGGAUGUAAUAUAAUUUGUUGCAGUUUAGAAAACUUUGGUGGGCAUUUUAUUAAUGGCAAUGGACUUACGACGAGGCAUUUGCCCCUCAGGGAGGUAUUUGAUUGUAACCGAAGGAUUGGGGCAAUUAAGAAUCCCAUCAUUCCAAACCAUUGAGCCAGGUACCUAAUCCACACCAGCAGGCCUGCUGCUGAAAGCACAGAACCUGCCCCUAAUCCCAGCCAGUCACCACCAUGCUGCGGUUCCAGUUUGUGGUUUCCAAAUUGGAGACAAUUGGGCCGAAGGGACCAUUGAGAAGUAUCUGAAGAAUUACAUUUAAAAUUAGCUGUGUCCCGGCAGCAUGAAGCUCUUCUCCUCUAGCUAACAGCAGCUAAGUGUUCUUAUGCAUCAGGGUGCGCAGCAUCACCUGCACCAUAACAAUUCAGCAGGUUUCUUCUCAGCCUGACCCCUUGGACAGCUUUUUGAGAAUGUCGGAUGGUGUCUUGUUGUGCAGAAGCCAGUGGACAGCAAUAGAUAACCAUGGAUGGCUUGCUUUGGCAGCAGAUGGCUCCGUAGGUGUGCUACCCCAGCCGAACCUUCCGUGUGGGGCCGCGUCAUAUAAUUAUUCUCAGUCACAAAAGCCAUUAGCUUUGCUUUGGUGUGAACCCUGAUCUACAGACAUAGACUAACAUAAUAUAUAUUUUGCUAAUUUAUGAAUUAAGAGAGCUGAUAUAUUGACUUAAUUCAGGCAUUAGCUAUCUUAAUUUGUAUUCAUAUUAGCUAGCUUAAUUCAGACAUUAGCUAGCUUUAUAAUAUAUCUUAAACACCAGAGCAUGAUUAAAUUUUCCACCCCGUUUGAUCUUUAUUAUUUUUAUUAUUGUGCACUGUGCCUUGUUGUCAGGCUCUUUCUGUAGUGUUGUAUAGUAUGAAAUGACAGGACAGUAGUUUUCAUUUAUUUUUCUUUUUGUUUUGUUUCAUACCUUCUUAUCCAUGACCUGGAGCCAAUCCCAUGAAGCAUGGUGCGCGAGGCAUGGACGGCACGCCAGCCAAUCACAGGCUGCACACGCCCACAAAGGGACGUUUAGAGACUUUGAUAUAACUAAAGCAUGUCUUUGGACCGUGGGGAGGAAAGCGGAGAUGCUACAUGGACAUGGAGAGAACAUCCAAACUCCUCACACGCAGAGCUGGGACACAUUAACAGCCGGCCCUGGAGGUGUGAGGCUACGGCGUCGGCAGCUGAAGCCCGUUUGGGGUCUCGCUCUUCCUCCUGUGUUUCCUGCGACAGGCUGCUGAAAGGUGCCUUCAGCGUGACAUUUAGACUUACUCAGGGUUUAAAAGGCUAAAGGUUUUAGAUACCAGCCCAAGUGCACUUUCAUUUUAAACCCAGGUCCUGAAAAAAUAAAUUCAGGAUUUUUCCGCUUUGUAUAUACAGUAAGUCAUUGUGUAUGUUGCUUUUCUGUACAGCUUCUUUGACAUCUCAUCACAUUGCCGGCUCUUUUCCGGGCUUAGUCUCUGUUACUGCGAACAAUAAUAUUUACGUUCCUCCUGUUUAAA
This is a messenger RNA of Paramormyrops kingsleyae, 4822 nucleotides long. RefSeq names its product nuclease EXOG, mitochondrial. The record is from RefSeq and is a predicted model, not a curated record. Gene Ontology annotation, cellular component: nucleus; mitochondrial inner membrane. Gene Ontology annotation, biological process: apoptotic DNA fragmentation. NCBI's taxonomy places the organism in Eukaryota, Metazoa, Chordata, Actinopteri, Osteoglossiformes, Mormyridae. Gene Ontology annotation, molecular function: 5'-3' exonuclease activity; single-stranded DNA endonuclease activity; RNA endonuclease activity.